Molecule: messenger RNA, 1096 nt
Organism: Trichogramma pretiosum
Lineage: Eukaryota; Metazoa; Arthropoda; Insecta; Hymenoptera; Trichogrammatidae
Exons: 5
Coding region: 223-951 (242 amino acids)
Source: RefSeq, a predicted model, not a curated record
UAAGGCAGUGAAUGUAUUUGGUUUUUUCUGAUUGAUUUUUGUUUCAUUCUACGUUUAGUUCACUUAUCAAAUUAUCGAACUGUAUCAGUGGGUUAUCUGUAAAUUUAACAAUUUUUAAUUCAAGUCUUACAAAAGACUAUUAACCGAUAAAUUCCACUUCAUUUUGCACGGAAUCGCUUCUCCUGGUAUUUAAUUCAAAUUUUUGAGAUUUUUUCCGUAACAAUGAAUCUUGUUUUGUGUUUAUGCUACAUUGUUUUAAUUCAUCUCACUGCAAAUAUAUUGCCCAUCGAUGGACAGUCAAGUUCACGGCAAGAACCCAAUCUGCUAAUAUACACUGGAAAUUUGUUGCAAAAUUUUUCCAAUUUGGUACAAAAUAGCUCCGACAUGGUAAAAAAUGAAAUAAAUUCAGCACUGACGAGUAUUCACAAUAGCUUCAAGCAACUGCUAGAUCCGCCGGAAAAUGCAGCCAUCUUUCGCGUGUUCAAGACUUCGGAUUGCCGACCAAGCGUCAGUUCUACCCUGGCGUCGGCGCUGGUCAACGUCUUCGUCAACGGCAGCCGAUGCGUCACGGACAAGAUCGACGAGACGGGCCACGCGAUCGUGGAAACGUCAAACACUACGGGACUGGCCGUCGAAUCUAUGGGCAUUUUCGUGGAGGACGGCAGAUUCUGCCUGAGGAAGCAUCCGAGAUUCGAGAAUUUCGGCCGAGCUCUGCUGUGCACCGUCAAAGCCAAACUCGAGAAAGGCUUCGUGGAGAUCACCGAGGCUCCGACAUUGGUGAGGAACAUCAAUAUCUUAGCCACGCUGCUUCUCGUCGACAUCCCGAAUUUGCCGCAGGUGUUCGGGCUGUGCGUCUCGAACAAAGCUCUGCUGGUCGUCGCGCAAGAGGGCAAAAAAUUGUUCAACAAGCUCGCCGAGUGCUUGAGCAGAAAGCUGCCGAGUUUCGCGUGACGAACGAACGUGUUGCCGAACGAUGGAUAACAUAGACUCGUUAAUUAGCCGCUAAUCAAUCACGCGUAUAGUUGCUCUGCUCUAUUAUAUAAUAUAUAAAUAUGUGAAUCAAGUCAUGCGCGAAUAAUUAAUUUUCUGCCGAUCA